Messenger RNA from Salvelinus fontinalis (brook trout), 5367 nucleotides. RefSeq names its product polyunsaturated fatty acid lipoxygenase ALOX12-like. Gene Ontology annotation, biological process: lipid oxidation; linoleic acid metabolic process. The record is from RefSeq and is a predicted model, not a curated record. The coding region runs from base 3080 to 5092 and encodes 670 amino acids. Gene Ontology annotation, molecular function: arachidonate 12(S)-lipoxygenase activity; arachidonate 15-lipoxygenase activity; iron ion binding. The transcript is spliced from 15 exons. NCBI's taxonomy places the organism in Eukaryota, Metazoa, Chordata, Actinopteri, Salmoniformes, Salmonidae.
UGCAAUACAGGCUGAGCUGUGAUCAUCUUAUUACUCAACGCAUAAUCUCUUGUGGACAGACAUCGUAAAGGUUUUAGUUCUGGGCUAACCAAGAUUACUCAUAGCAGAACUAUCAGACAUACGGAAUCAUGGGGCAUCUUGACUGAAAGGUCCUGGAAGUGUCUUGUGUGACCAGUAUUACUCGAAGAACUAUUGACGAUGAUAAACCAAUGAUAAGUGCAACUGACAAGAAGCCAAUGGAAGGAUGUUCACUAGUAGACAAUCCAGUACCAUGUUGACACUAGGUUAUAACCUGGGGCAUCUUGCCCGAAAGGUCUUAAGUUCUUCAUGAAGUGUGACUGUUGUUUCUGUGUCUUCACCCAUUUUGUGUAGUGUGUGUCCAGCUUCCUCUGUCCCUCUGAGUUGGGCCAGUCGAGUGCUAGGGUUGGUUGGAGAUGUAACAGACUGAGACGGUCAGAAUGUCACACACACACUAGGGAUGACAUCACCAUUUGGGGGGUGCUUCCAGAGAGUUUAGGCUGCAGAUUUGGUCUGAGGGGAGUAGAAUGGACCGGCUGUGUUCUGUAGAACACUACAGAAUGUUUCAGAAUGAUGGAAUGUUUAGAACAGACAUGAUUCUAAUCCACACUAUGGAGAAGAUCUUGUCAAUUCUACACAUGACAAAAUAGAACUUCCGAUCUCUCCCACUUGAACUAAACCCACACGGCAGACAAUCUAUAGAUAUUCUCAGACCACAUCUUAGAUAGCAGCCUGGUCUCAUAGACUAGAUAUAACAUAGUAAACUAAGUCCGGAAUACUCAAAUGAUUAUGAUAUGUUACAUUUGGUAUGGUUACAUAAGACAGAAAUUUACUUCAGGCCAAAACGAAAGUAGGGUGGUUGGACGGUUGUGUGUAUAACACGAACUUCUAGCAACCCAAAGGUUGUGUGUUAGAAUCUCAUAAUUUUAGCUAAUUAGCUACUUUUACUACUUUUUAGCUACUUUGCAACUGCUUAUCAUGUUAGCUAACAAUUCCCCUAACCAUUUAACCUAACUCCUAACCCUAACCAUUUAACCUAACCCCUAACUCCUAACCAUUUAACCUAACUCCUAACCAUUUAACCUAACCCUAACCAUUUAACCUAAAUCCUAACCAUUUAACCUAACCCCUAACCAUUUAACCUAACCCUAACCAUUUAACCUAACUCCUAACCAUUUAACCUAACUCCUAACCAUUUAACCUAACUCCUAACCAUUUAACCUAACCAUUUAACCUAACUCCUAACCAUUUAACCUAACUCCUAACCCUAACCAUUUAACCUAACCCCUAACCCUUUAACCUAACCCCUAACCAUUUAACCUAACUCCUAACCAUUUAACCUAACCCCUAACCAUUUAGCCUAACCCCUAACCCUUUAACCUAACCCCUAACCAUUUAACCUAACCCCUAACCCUUUAACCUAACCCCUAACCAUUUAACCUAACCCUAACUCCUAACCAUUUAACCUAACCCCUAACCAUUUAACCUAACUCCUAACCCUUUAACCUAACCCUAACCAUUUAACCUAACCCCUAACCAUUUAACCUAACUCCUAACCAUUUAACCUAACCCCUAACCAUUUAACCUAACUCCUAACCCUAACCAUUUAACCUAACUCCUAACCAUUUAACCUAACUCCUAACCCUUUAACCUAACCCUAACCAUUUAACCUAACCCCUAACCAUUUAACCUAACUCCUAACCAUUUAACCUAACCCCUAGCCUAGCUAACGUUGGCCACCUAGCCAACAUUAGCCACAACACAUUGGAAUUUGUAACAUAUUGUACAAAUUGUGUUUCCUAACAUAUAAUUUGAAAUAGAUGAUGGACAUCCACAAAUGAAUACAUACCACACAAAACAUAUCAUACAGUAUCAUACUAAUUGGAGUGUUCCAGGAUUUACAUCUACCUAUGUGCCUAUGUUACGUCUACCCCUGAGUCCGGGCUGUGCAUAGAAGCUUUUAGCAGAGUGACUGACAGGAUGCUUGUUGACAUGCAGUACCAGUUACAAGUUUUAAUAUUUUCUACAUUAUAGAAUAAUAGUGAACACAUCAAAACUAUGAAAUAACAAAAAUGGAAUCAUGUAGUAACCAAAAAAUUGUUAAACAAAUAAAAACAUGUUUUUUGAUGUUUGACAGCUUUGCACACUUGAAUGAGUAGGUUUGUCCAAACUUUUGACUGGUACUGUAUGUAUGUAUAUAUUAUUUAUUUUUUGAUGCGUUGUACCUUUUAACUGAAAUGUUUACUGCUGCAGGCCUAAAGCCACAGACACAGUCCUCUGUAAUGUAUCUCACUUUUCUAGCUAUGUGUUAUUUCAUAGUUUUGAUCUCUUCACUAUUAUUCUACAAUGUAAAAAAAAAAAUCAGAAAAACCCUUGAAUGCGUAGGUGUGUGCGAACUUGACUGGUACUGUAUGUGAGAACCUCAUUUGAAUGUCAAGUCAUAUUUUCUCUGAAGGCAUUUCCUUUUUUAAAUUCUCGGUAUUAGACUUCCCUACAGGGGUUGUCUAAAGACGACAUCAGAUAUUACACUAAUACACUAUUAUAUAUAACAUCAUAGUGCGUAAACUAUUGUAUGGAGGUGUAUGUUGAGGAGAGAUGCUUGUUGUGUUUACAUAUUUUUAGACUGCAGGUUUUGAAAGAUCUCUCAGAUAGUGAUUGUUUGUCAACCUUAUCUGUCUGUAGGGACUUGUUGAAGUUGGUGUACUUCCUUGUGCUAGAGUGAGAGAGUGGAAGGGUGUGUGUAGACCUAAACAAAGUGAGAAAGAGAGGGUGAGAAGCCAAUUCCUUAGUUUGGAAAUGUGGACAGGUAGUAAGAGCAUGUGAAUGAUCGAGAAAGGGAGAGAUGUGGUCUCAUCAGCGAGGAUGUUUGCAACAUAGCAGAUUGCAGUUGGACCACUGAACUGGUGCACAGUAGUGUGAACAAGCUAACUGUGAGAUUUCAGAGAGGGGGAAGAGAGAGAGAGAGUUACUGACACAGGAACAAAGAGCAGAGGGAGAAAGAGAGAGAGGCAAAGAGAAACGUUAGACAGUGGACUUUCUGUUCCUUUCACUAACAGCUGAGAUGGAGGAGUAUAAUGUGACAGUUGCUACAGGCACAUCAGAGUAUUCAGGGACCAAUAACUACAUAUACAUUACUCUGGUGGGAGAGAAAGGAGACAGCGAGAAAACAACACUGGAUAACCCUGGACUGGACUUCUGUAGAGGAGCGGUGGAUGAAUACAAGGUGUGUAGCCCGGCUCCUCUGGGUCGUGUCCUUUUGGUGCGUCUGGAGAAACAGAGGUACUGGGUAGAGGAUAACUGGUUCUGUCUCUAUGUCACCGUGGCGCCACCAGGUGGUGGUACAGCCCUCACCUUCCCCUGUUACCGCUGGCUCAUAGGAAAUGUCAAGGUGGAGCUACGAGAAGGCACAGCAAUGAGACUCAGUGACGACACCUCUACUCAGCUUUUGGCUCACAGAAAAGCAGAACUGCAGGAGAGACAGGCGGUAUACAGAUGGGUUGCAUGGGCUCCUGGGAUUCCCAAGUGUAUUGAUGCGAAGACCGAGGCAGACCUUCAUCAGGAUGUUCGCUUCGACAAUGAGAAGAGGAGUGACUUUGAGGGCUCCUUACAGUACGCUCUUCUAGAGCUGUCUUUGAAGAAGCUAGCCAUUAGGUUCGGGAAGUCAUGGGACAAUCUGGAUGACUUCAAACGAUGCUUCUGGAAACUCAGGAGCCCCAUAUCUGAGUACUGUAUGGAGCACUGGAAGGAAGACUCAUUCUUCGGAUACCAGUGUCUGAACGGUUCAAACCCCAGAAUGAUCCAGUGCUGCAAGAAGCUUCCGGGAAACUUCCCCGUCUCUGGAGACAUGGUGCAGGGGUCGCUGGCCCCAAGAACCACCCUAGAGAAGGAACUCAAGGCGGGUAACAUCUACUUGGUAGACUACGCCAUCAUGGAUGGUGUUCCUACCAACGUAAUCAGAGGGAAACCACAGUACAUCGCUGCUCCUCUCUGUCUGCUGUAUGAACACCCAGACCAGGGACUCAUACCCAUCGCCAUACAGCUGGGGCAGACUCCUGGCUUGGACACGCCCAUCUUCCUGCCUAAAAACCCGCCCCUGGCCUGGCUAUUGGCCAAGAUCUGGGUCCGUCACUCAGAGUUCCAGGUGUUCCAGCUCCUGUCCCACCUGUUGAGAACUCACCUGGUGGUGGAGGUGUUCUGUGUGUCAACACUACGACAGCUCCCUGCUGUCCAUCCAGUAUAUAAGCUCCUGGCUCCUCACCUGCGCUAUACUCUGGAGAUUAACUGCAGGGGGCGCACUCAGCUCCUCUCAGCCGACGGCAUCUUCAAAAGGGUGGUGUCUACAGGAGGGGAGGGGCUUCUGAUCCUAGCCCAGAAUGAGUACAAAGUCCUGACCUACCGCUCUCUGCAGCCCUACCAGGACUUCCAGCAGCGCGGAGCCUCCAAGCUCAGAAACUACUUCUACAGGGAAUACAGCCUGAUGCUGUGGGACGCCAUACACAGUUUUGUCUCAGGGAUGGUGUCACUGUACUACCAUUAUGACAGUGAUGUAGUGGAGGACACUGAGCUGCAGGCCUGGAUAAAGGACAUCGCUGAGGAGGGCUUCGUUGAUGUGCCCAGAUUUGGUCUGGCCAGGGAACUACACAACAAGACAGAACUGAUCACACUGCUGAGUGUAGCUAUCUUCACAAGCUCAGUACAGCAUGCAGCCACCAAUAAUGGACAGUUUGACUGGUGUGCGUGGGUACCCAACACCCCGUGCACAAUGCGCCACCCUCCCCCGACGGACAAGGACGCUGUUACCAUGGAGAUGAUCAUGGACACCCUCCCAGACGUCAGCCAAACAUGUUUGGAGAUGGCGAUCACAUGGCACUUGGGUCGGCCACAACCGGACGCAAUCCCAUUGGGUCAGUACCGGGAGCAGUACUUCACAGAGUCCCAGGCCCAGGAGGUGAUUGGCAAGUUCAGACAGGAACUGAAGGAGAUAGAGGAACACAUCCUGACCCAGAACGAGGGACUAGAGCUGCCCUAUCUUUUCCUCCUGCCCAGCCGCAUCGAGAACAGCAUCACUAUAUAAUAUACUGAACAAAAAUAUAAACACAACAUAUAACAAUUUUAAAGAUUUUACUGUGUUAGUUCAUAUAAGGAAAUCAGUCAAUUGAAAUAAAUGAAUUAGGCCCUAAUCUAUGGAUUUCACAUGACUGGGAAUACAGAUAUGCAUCUGGACACAUAUAUAUAUUAUUUUAAAUAGGGGCGUGGAUCAGGAAACCAAUGAGUAUCUGGUGUGACCACCAUUUGUCUCAUGCAGCGCGACACAUCUCCUUUGCAUAAAGUUGAUCAGGUUUGAUUAUG